AUGUUGUCAAUCUGCAAGUGGGCAUUCGGUAAACAUGAAGGUGAUGUUUCUCAGGAAUUGCUCACUCGAGCAUUAAAGCUCUACUUCAUUGCCCAGAUAUUGUAUAAGAUCAAUAUCGGCCUCACGAAGAUCAGCAUCUUACUGUUAUACCUCCGCCUCUUCAUACAACGCUGGUUCUUUAUCACCUGUUGGGCAUGGAUCGUGAUCAUCACUGCAUUUACUCUCGGCACGGUGAUAUCUAGUAUCUUCCAGUGUUCUCCCGUCCAAUAUGCCUUUGAUAAAUCUCUCCCCGGCUCUGGCUCCUGCAUUAACUUAACCGCAUUCUGGUACGCCAACGCCGGGUUCAAUAUUUUCAGUGACCUAGUUCUCGUGGCUCUCCCAGUGCCAGUCAUCAGUCGACUGCAAUUACCACCGAGACUGAAGCUCAUCCUCUGCGGCAUUUCGCCUUUGCGUCUGCAUUACAUCUAUCCUCCGCAUCACAACUCUCGACAUCGCCACCUCCUACCUCGGCAUCACUGGAAUAGCAUCAACUCGUCCAAAUGGACCGUCAUUGGAUCCAAUCUCGGCAUCAUCUGCGCCUGUCUCCCCGCUCUUCGUCGCCCUCUUGCCUUCCUCUUCCCCCAUCUCUUUGGAAAAUUCUCCCGUAAUGCUAAUUACGCCGCCGCCGACAGGCAGGCGACUCACUCCCGCGCGGGUCGACCGAAUAAUUCCUCUGACCCUAGUCGGAGAAAGUUCAACAACAGGGCUGCGUUCAAUAAAUCCGUCUCGCGCUACGUCAUCCAUACCGAGAAGCAGGGGAGCACCAGUCAGGAACAGAUCCUCCCGGAUGCUGGAGAGUAUACAAAGGAGGGCAUUGAACGACGCGAGGAAUCGUUCCAGACCCAGACCGUAUCCACCGUGGGGGGAGGUUCCGUACCUGAAACGCAAGCGGUUUAG
Messenger RNA from Aspergillus affinis, 936 nucleotides. RefSeq lists its product as uncharacterized. Lineage: Eukaryota; Fungi; Ascomycota; Eurotiomycetes; Eurotiales; Aspergillaceae. The coding region runs from base 1 to 936 and encodes 311 amino acids. The record is from RefSeq and is a predicted model, not a curated record. The transcript has 4 exons.